CGCCCGGCUCGUUUGAAUUAAUGGUCGUUGCGUCUGCACACGACCGAGUGACUGGGGAUAUAAAAGCCGUGCCUCCUCGCCACAGCUCAACAACCGAAGUUUUCGACAAACAACAAAUCCAGUGACAGCCACUAGCUUCUCUUCCACUCACUUCAGCACCGAGAAAAGAACCGAAAUGGCCGAUAAGGGACACUGCAAAGUUGCUGGUUGUAAGUGCGGAGACGACUGUAAGUGCGGAGCCGACUGUAAGUGCGGGGAUUCGUGCAGCUGCGGACCAAAGUGCACCAAAUGUGGUUCAAAAGACUGCCAGUGUGGCCCAACCUGCGCGUGCCCGCCAGACUGCAAGGCUGAGAGCUGCUGUAUGUGCACCUGCCAGGGAUGUGCAAAAGACAAGUGCGAGUGCGGAGACAAGUGCCGCUGCCCCAAUGACUGCUGCAAGGGCUGUGCAAAGGCCUCCUAAGACUCUAACUCUGCUUGUAUACAUGUCGACAUGUAUCUUCAGUGUUCAUUUGUUAAUGUUAUGUGCUUGAAAAGAGUUUUUGUCACCUGCUGCAUACUGUUAAUUACAGUACUUACUUCUUGUGAGUCACUCUUCACAAACUGUGCAUGUGUAAUUCAGCAUUG
Geodia barretti is the source of this 624-nucleotide messenger RNA. The record is from the annotation of a GenBank genome assembly. NCBI's taxonomy places the organism in Eukaryota, Metazoa, Porifera, Demospongiae, Tetractinellida, Geodiidae.